CUGCUGCCUCCACCCCCAAAAUCUGAAAACUUCCUGAUUUGUGCUCAUCAAUAAUUAAGAGCCCAUCAGCAAUACUCAGAGGGAGCUUGCAUUGCACUUCUGAGCAGCCAGUUAGUAAUAUACAGUGGAGAGAUCCUCUUUUUCAAAUCCCAAGGCUCCAGGCCAUGCAAUGCUAGUAUUGCAUUUUCAAUUAGCUUCUGAGUGAAUGCUUGGCAUAUGUAGAAGUGAACUGGUACACAAUUAGCUUAUUGUUCCUUUCAGCUUUCUGCUGAGAGGAUCUGAAGGGCUGCUGAAGAGAGGGGAGAGGGGGGAAAAAUAAAGCAAAUAGCCAAGGCAGUGGCAUCUCUGUGGAUGUGGAAUAAGGGAGUUGCUCGGCUCCCGCAGAUUCCCGUGCUAAAUCAGGAGUUACAGCUGUUCCUGAGGAGCUCUCAGCCUGGCUGUGGGGACGGCGCCGGGGCACAGGCAGACCCAGACUCCAGCUCCAGGCUCUGCUCUCGUCUGACUCACCUCAGCAGCACCAUGGAGCCCAACAGCCCCAAAAAAAUACAGUUUGCUGUGCCCCUGUUCCAGAGCCAAAUAGAUCCCGAGGCAGCUGAGCAGAUCAGGAAAAGAAGGCCCACGCCAGCAUCACUCGUCAUCAUGAAUGAACACAUGCCCCCAGAAAAAGACGAGAAGAGAACAAAUAUCUCACAGGCAGAGUCGCAGAGCGCGUCUCCCAAGCAGAGGAAGCAGAGCGUCUUCACCCCUCCUGCGCUCAAAGGGAUAAAGCACCUGAAGAGUCAGAGUGAUUCAGUGUUUCCAGAAGAAGAAGAGGGAGUUGGUGAGMGGGAAGAGGACUGGAGCCACUAACCAGCCCCGAGCCCCAUCCCAGAGUGCUGAACUGACCCUUGGCCCCGUGUGUCCUGCUCUGCCCUCUCAUGGGGCUCCCAGGAGGGCCCUCGAGGGGCUCUGCAGGCACCACACAUGUGUCCUGUCACCCUUGUUCCCGGAGAUAAAACAAUUAUUUUAAAGUAAUUUUUUCUUUUAUUUUCUAUGACUUAGAAAUGUGUUAGCUCCCUGACAUCAGUACUGCCAGAACUUAACGACUGCGUGUGAGCUGUACUCUAAGGCUUGUUGUAAAUAAAAAUGGUUUAAAAGGUACAAAAUAAAUAAUACAUUAAUUUAGACAAGACUGUCUAUUGUACAGAGGGUUUGUCUGGCAUGUAGAGAAAUGUUCACAUAAAAUGAACCUUUUGGUUAAGGGCAGUUUUUACCAUUGUUGGUAGAGUUACUUGCAGUGAUGUAGAUAGGGAAAAAGUAACAAAGGAAGCAGAGGUGAUUGUCUAGAGAAGGAUGCAAAGACACUCUUCUGUGUUCCCUGGAUAUGUGGCAUUUAAAUACUUGUCUUGCUUUUGGUCUGAGGCUGCCUUGUCGCAGCAGCCAAAGG
Malurus melanocephalus (red-backed fairy wren) is the source of this 1426-nucleotide messenger RNA. RefSeq names its product protein phosphatase 1 regulatory inhibitor subunit 1C (gene PPP1R1C). Lineage: Eukaryota; Metazoa; Chordata; Aves; Passeriformes; Maluridae. Gene Ontology annotation, biological process: intracellular signal transduction. Gene Ontology annotation, molecular function: protein phosphatase inhibitor activity. The record is from RefSeq and is a predicted model, not a curated record. Gene Ontology annotation, cellular component: cytoplasm.